AUGAAAUAUAAUGUUUUUUUCUUGAUUCUCAUUAGUUUAAAUUCAAUCAACGAUAAUCAGAACAAAAGAAAUUUUAAAAAAUUAGUCAUGAAGACAAAAUUAACAUAUCUUAUANAUAUAGAUUGAAAAAUGAUACUGAUCCAAAUACAUAUAAGGCUUUAAAUCCACCAGAAUUGUGUGGAUCUGCUGGUGGAUACAGUAUUAGGAAUAAUUUGAAUUCUUAUAUAAAAACUGAUGUUUGGUAGAUUGGAAUUGUGAUUUUAUCAAUGGCAUCACUUACUUUACCAAUUAAUUUAAUAUUGAUUGAAGAUAUUGAAAAUAAAAUUAAAUUAGUACAAUAAAAAUAUGGGUAUAAAUUUUAUAAAAUUAGGGAAAAAUUAGCAUUUUUAUUAAAAAAUAUGCUGCAGCGAAAUUAAAAUGAUAGGUUUACUAUUAAUGAUAUAAUUUUACCUGCUUAGUAAUUAAUGCCUAUGAAUCUAGUAUAAUUUAAAUCUGGGAGAUCAAUUGAACGAAUAUAAGUAUGAAUUAAUUUUAAUUUAUAAGAUUUCAUCCAUAUCCCAAUAGUAAUUAGAAGACUUGGAUAAAUAAUUCAAGGAGAAAUCUUCAGACAAAAAAUAUAUUGUAAAUUUGAAUAUUGAUAGAAAUAUUGCACAUUAAAUGUUUCUAUUUAAUUUGGAAAGAAUUAAAAGAGAAUUUGUCAUACAAUUGCAUAUUAACGUAUCUCCUUAAACUAUACCAGAUGAUUUAAUUGGCAAAAUGAUGUCAAGUUUAGUUGAAUUCUAAAACUUAUAAUUAUUAGUACUAAAUCUUAAAAAAUGUAUCUUAACUGAUUAAGCAUAAAAGAAUAUAAUUAAUUCUGCUUAAUAAAUUAUAAAACUUAAAUAACUUACCUUGGAUAUUAGCGGUAAUUUAACCAUUGAAAUUCCUUAAUCAAAAAUUAGAAUGGUUGUUUAUAACCAAUGA
Molecule: messenger RNA, 963 nt
Organism: Paramecium sonneborni
Lineage: Eukaryota; Ciliophora; Oligohymenophorea; Peniculida; Parameciidae
Source: the annotation of a GenBank genome assembly